Acanthosepion pharaonis is the source of this 915-nucleotide messenger RNA. The record is from the annotation of a GenBank genome assembly. Lineage: Eukaryota; Metazoa; Mollusca; Cephalopoda; Sepiida; Sepiidae.
AUGCCCUGUCUCUUUUUCACUUUAUUAUUUACUGUUUUCUUUCUCUCUCGUUCUAUCUCAUUUUUGUUUUCUUUCUUUCUGUCUCACUUUUCCUAUCUUUCUUUUACUCUCUCUCACUUUCUGUCUUCUUCUUUAUUCAUUUCCCUCCCCACUCUCACUCUCUAUCUCUCUAUAUAUUGCUCUUUUUGUUUCCCACUUUUGCUCUUUCCUUUAGUUAUGUAUACUUUCUGUAUUUUUCAUUCUCCCACUUUCAAUCUUUCUUUUUCUUUCUUUUUCUGUUUCUUCCAAUUUCUCUUUUUGUAUCAGUCUGUCUCUCUGAUUUUCUGCCUCUUUAUGUCUCUUUUCUUUUUAUCUCUCUCACUUUCUAUCUUUCUGCAUCGAUUUGAGUUUCUGUCUCUCUUUUGGCCACUCUGUCUUUUUCUCUUUUUGCUUCUCUUCCUCUCUCAUUCUCACUCUUUUCUCUCUUUUUCUUUCUCUUACUUUUUGUUUUCCCUUCUCUCUCUUUGUGUCUCUCUUUUUCUCUCCCUCUUUCUGUCUGUCUUUUAUCUCUCUCUUUCAGUCUCCAUCUUUCUGCCUCUCUCUUUAUGUCUCUCUUUUAGUGUCCCCCUUUUUGUCUCUCUUUCUGUCUCUAUUUUUAUCCCCCUCUUUCUGUCUUUCUUUUUGUUUCCCUCUUUCUGUCUCUCUUUUUAUCUGACUCCUUCUGUGUAUUUUUUGUCUCACUCUUUCUGUUUCUCUUUUUAUCCUCUUCUUUCUGCCUCUCUUUUAGUCUCCCUCUUCCCGUCACUCUUUUUAUCCCCACUUUUCUGUCUCCUUAUUUCUCUUUCACUUUUUGUCUCCAUCUUUCGGUUCGGAUUGAAGAAUCGGAGAGCCGAGUUCGAAUUCCAGUCAUAUCCAUUGCAUUCAUUUACGUGCUAA